Molecule: messenger RNA, 1461 nt
Organism: Coccidioides immitis RS
Lineage: Eukaryota; Fungi; Ascomycota; Eurotiomycetes; Onygenales; Onygenaceae
Exons: 3
Coding region: 112-1461 (449 amino acids)
Biological process (GO): lipid metabolic process
Source: RefSeq, a predicted model, not a curated record
CUGCGAAUUCGAUCAUGUUUUCAAGAUUUUCCACUUUCACGACGACAUAUUGACUUCGUCGGCAGACUCCUAUCUUCGAUCUCUUCAGGGCUGUUAAGCCGAAAUCCAAUGAUGGAUCCGGCCACUUACAUUAAUCCCUACCUGACCCGGCCGGAUUUACUGGUGCUUCAGAACCUUCUGCGAGAUAUUGACCGCACCAAGAAUCCGGCCUCCGCCCCCUUUUUACACUGUCAAAGCACAUCAAGUGUAGAAAAUGAGAUCGAGUCUUCCUCUAAGCGGAGUUCUAAUAUUAAAGACGAUGGCUUUGUUCAAGAUGACGAUGCCACGAUUAAAUUGCUAAAUGCGCUGAACGAUCCCUCUCAUGAAGACUUUGAGCCAACCGUCUUUUUUACUUGGGAUAUCAAGCAUAUUAAACUGCCUGUCUUCGUGAACGAUUAUUUUAUGCAGCCUUAUAUCCGUCUCGCAAAGAAAGUUGUUCGGGUGGAGACGGAUGUAGUAAUGCUUACACACUUGCUCCUAUAUCUCACAACGUCUCUCCCAAGUGCAAUCUUCCUGUAUUACCGCUUUCAUUGGCUUCAUGGAGUACUACACUGGGUCAUGCAGACUUACUAUGUUGGUACAUACACUCUCAUGAUGCACCAGCACAUUCAUAUGGGUGGUAUCCUUGCCCGAAAAUAUCAAUUGAUUGACUCGCUCUUCCCAUACAUUACAAACCCGCUUAUGGGCCACACUUGGAAUUCGUAUUAUUAUCACCAUGUAAAACACCAUCAUGUCGAGGGAAAUGGCCCUGGUGACCUCUCUUCCACAAUCUACUAUCAGCGUGAUGAUUUAUUCAACUUUCUUUGCUACCUUGGCCGAUUUCUUUUCUUCAUCUGGCUUGAACUUCCACUCUACUUCUUACAAAACGGCAAAGCAAUUUUGGGCAUCAAAGCGGCGUUUUGGGAAAUUUCGAGUUAUCUUGUUAUUUAUUUUCUUGCACGCUUCCAUUGGAAUGCGACCUUGUUUGCUUUUAUCCUACCAUUUUUCCUCCUGCGGCUAGCAUUGAUGGUUGGCAACUGGGGUCAACAUGCAUUUGUUGACGAGGCCGACCCGAAUUCUGACUUUCGCUCCAGUAUCACCCUGAUUGAUGUGGCAAGUAACCGCUUUUGCUACAAUGAUGGCUAUCACACCUCGCAUCACCUUCAUCCAAGGAGACAUUGGCGCGAACAUCCAGUUGCAUUUCUUAAACAAAAACAGCGCUACUCUACGGAGCAUGCUCUGGUGUUUCGCAAUAUCGAUUAUAUGAUGAUGACAAUCAGGCUCUUACGAAGGGACUACAUGUACCUUGCAAAGUGCCUUGUCCCUAUUGGUAAUCAGAUUGAUAUGAGUUUGGAUGAAAUAGCGACCAUGCUUCAGGCAAAGACUCGUCGAUUUACAAAAACGGAAAUUCAGGAAAAAUUUGGAAAGAAAAAUGGUCGAUAA